Aspergillus tubingensis is the source of this 2253-nucleotide messenger RNA. Its product is annotated as putative AP-1 adaptor complex subunit beta. Bases 1 to 2253 code for a protein of 750 amino acids. Gene Ontology annotation, biological process: vesicle-mediated transport; intracellular protein transport. The transcript has 7 exons. Gene Ontology annotation, molecular function: clathrin binding. NCBI's taxonomy places the organism in Eukaryota, Fungi, Ascomycota, Eurotiomycetes, Eurotiales, Aspergillaceae. Gene Ontology annotation, cellular component: membrane coat. The record is from RefSeq and is a predicted model, not a curated record.
AUGGCUAUGAGUAAGAUCAGGGGGGCCUUUGCGGUCCCCAGAAAAGGAGAGACCUUCGAAUUGCGAGCUGGUCUUGUAUCUCAGUAUGCAUAUGAACGGAAGGAGUCCAUUCAGAAGACCAUCAUGGCCAUGACGUUGGGCAAGGACGUUUCCGCUCUGUUUCCGGAUGUCCUCAAGAACAUUGCGACCAGCGAUCUCGAGCAGAAGAAACUAGUAUACCUCUAUCUCAUGAACUACGCCAAAUCUCACCCGGACCUUUGCAUUCUCGCCGUCAACACCUUCGUACAAGACUCCGAAGACCCGAACCCCCUCAUCAGGGCUCUCGCAAUCCGGACAAUGGGAUGUAUUCGUGUGGACAAGAUGGUGGAUUAUAUGGAGGAGCCCCUCCGCAAGACGCUUCGCGAUGAGUCGCCAUAUGUCCGGAAGACCGCCGCGAUCUGUGUAGCGAAGCUCUUCGACCUGAACCCCGCUAUGUGCCUGGAAAACGGCUUCCUGGAUAUGCUGCAAGAGAUGAUUGGUGAUCCUAACCCCAUGGUUGUCGCCAACUCCGUCACCGCACUGUCCGAAAUCUACCAUGCUGCCCCUGAAACGCAAGCCCUCAAGGUGACCUCCAACACUCUGCGCAAACUUCUUAUGGCCUUGAACGAGUGCACGGAAUGGGGUCGAGUCACGAUUUUGACUACUCUGGCCGAGUACAGAACCAAUGAAGUGACUGAAUCUGAACACAUUUGCGAAAGGGUUGCUCCCCAAUUCCAACAUGCCAACCCCAGUGUUGUCCUGGCGGCCGUUAAGGUGGUAUUCCUCCAUAUGAGGAACGUCAACUAUGAGCUGGCGAAGAACUACCUGAAAAAGAUGGCUCCCCCGCUUGUAACGUUGGUGUCGUCGGCGCCCGAAGUCCAGUAUGUGGCUUUACGGAACAUUGAUUUGUUGUUGCAGAAGCAGCCUGAUAUCCUGAACAAAGAACUGCGGGUCUUCUUCUGCAAGUACAACGAUCCACCUUACGUUAAGUUCCAGAAGCUGGAGAUCAUGGUCCGCAUAGCGAACGACCGCAACGUCGACCAGCUUCUGGCAGAGCUGAAGGAGUACGCGCUGGAGGUAGAUAUGGACUUUGUGCGCCGCGCCGUCAAAGCUAUCGGUCAAGUCGCCAUUAAGAUCGAGAGCGCCAGCGAAAAGUGUGUCAACACCCUGCUGGAUCUCAUUAACACCAAGGUCAAUUAUGUGGUGCAAGAGGCGAUCGUGGUCAUCAAGGACAUCUUCCGCAAAUAUCCCGGCUACGAAGGAAUUAUUCCCACUCUCUGCAAGUGCAUCGAUGAACUGGAUGAACCUAAUGCGCGCGCUGCGCUCAUCUGGAUCGUUGGUCAGUAUGCGGAGAAGAUCAGCAACGCGGGUGACAUUCUUGCUGGUUUUGUGGAAGGCUUCAAUGAGGAGUUCUCUCAGACCCAGCUGCAGAUCUUGACCGCUGUCGUCAAGCUCUUCCUCAAGCGGCCCGAGAAGGCUCAGGGGCUUGUCCAGAAAGUGCUGCAGGCGGCCACGGCUGAGAAUGACAACCCCGAUGUCCGCGAUAGGGCUUACGUGUAUUGGCGUUUGCUGUCCAACACGAGCGACCCCAAUGCUACGAAGAACAUCGUACUGUCUGACAAACCGCCGAUCGUCACCACAAUCCACUCUCUUCCCCCGAAUCUCCUCGAUCAGCUACUGGGCGAACUCUCCACCCUCGCAUCUGUCUACCACAAGCCUCCGGAGCAAUUCGUUGGACAGGGCAGAUUCGGUGCAGAUGCCGUACAAAGAGCUGCCAUCGAGGAACAAAUCCAAAACGCUCGGGAGAAUCCGUUGGCGGCAGCGGCGGCAGCAGCAGCUGUUACUGGCAGUGCUCCGCCUCCGCAAGCCCAGAGCAACGUCGAGAACUUGUUGGAUAUCGACUUCGAUGGCACCGCGCCGGCAUCUGCUCAGAAAGAACCGGGCGCUGGGAUGUCAGGUCUCGAAGGCCUUGCUGGAACGCCCGUGCGGGUGGAAUCUCCGGCCGCAGGGGCACCUUCUGGAAGCAACAACCUGGACGACCUGCUCGGAGUGUUUGGCGAUGGCGCCGCCGCCGCCGCCCCAGCCAGCGGGAGCGGUGCUCCCAGUGGCGGUGCUGGUGCAGACUUGAUGAAUGGCUUUGAGGGGCUGGACCUGUCUGGAGGUGGCAUGGCUUCACCACCUCCUGGAGGAAGCCAGCCAAAGAAGACAAACGAGGAUAUUUUGUCGUUAUUCUGA